UCCAUCCCAAUGACGAGUGGUUAUUAACAACGGUCCUCCCUGCGAAACCCUUAACACUGCCCCUCGGCUUCCCUAGCAGCAGGAGGCGAGCCCUCAUUCGCGGAGCUGGCGCCUCCCCGCCCCCUCCCCACUACUCUUCGCUCUGGAAAUUACAACUCCUGCGCGCGCUGCGCGGGCAAGCGGCGACGGCGGCGGCGGCGGCGGCAGCGGCUGGGAGGCUGGGAAGGGAUUCCCGAGCCCGCCUGGCCCUCGCCCUCCGCCCGCCCGCCCACCGGCUGCAGCGUCGCGCGGCCAAGGUCAGAGGCGCCGCAGGAACAGCAGCUGCUAACCAGGGAAGUGGGUCAAUCCUGGCCGCAGGAAGAAAGCCCCAGGGCGCAGCCGUCCCGCGCUCGCAGCUGAAGGCGAAGAGGGCGGUCUUUGGGCCGGUCGGGCUCCGCUCUGGUGGCCGCGGCCGCAGCGACCCAGCGAGUGGAGGCCCAGUUGUCCACAAGCUGUGAGCUUCCGCCCAAGCUGCUGCUCCGGGCGCUGUCCGCCGCCUCGUGGUGCUGAACCCAACGCACAGCAGAGCCUGCGCACCUGCCGGCUCACCUGCCGAUCGCCCGGAUAGGGGGCGGGGCGGGAAAAGGUAGUCUUGGGGCAGACGCCCUCCGCAUCUGAGGGCUGGAAACCGAGAGCCAGCGGAUAGGAGCCCGGCCGCUGGUCCUGGUGUUAAGACGAGGCGCGCCGCAGUCGGCCGCGGCGCCAGUGCUGAUUCAUCACCUGGAGCGCCUUGCAGGCCACCGCCAGGGCAACCGACAGGCCCCGGACUCCGGCCGCAGGUUGAAGCCGCAGGUGCAGGAGCCUCGCGAACAGGAGAGCUCCGGCCUGUUUCCCCUGGAGCCCCGAGGAGCUCGGGCUGCCGGCGCCGCCAUGGAGGAGGAGCUGAAGUGUCCCGUGUGCGGCUCUCUGUUUCGGGAACCCAUCAUCCUGCCCUGUUCCCACAACGUCUGCCUGCCUUGCGCUCGCACCAUUGCGGUACAGACCCCGGACGGCGAGCAGCACCUGCCCCCGCCGCUCCUGCUUUCCCGGGGCUCAGGGCUGCCUGCAGGCGCUGCUGCCGCCGCUCCGACCCUGGACCAAGAUGCGGCUGCAGGGCCGGCCUGCGGCGGUACAGGCGGGGCCGCAGGGGGCGGCCUGGGCGGCGGCGCGGGAGCUGGAGGAGACCACGCAGACAAGCUGAGCUUGUACAGCGAGACAGAUAGCGGCUAUGGCUCCUACACCCCAAGCCUCAAGUCCCCCAAUGGGGUUCGGGUGCUGCCCAUGGUGCCGGCGCCACCUGGCUCGUCGGCUGCCGCGGCCCGUGGUGCCGCCUGCUCGUCGCUGUCCUCGUCCUCAAGCUCCAUCACGUGCCCGCAGUGCCACCGCAGCGCCUCUUUGGACCACCGCGGUCUGCGCGGCUUCCAGCGCAACCGGCUGCUAGAAGCCAUCGUGCAACGGUACCAGCAGGGCCGCGGGGCCGCGCCCGGGGCCUCCGCUCCGGCGCCCGUGGCCAUCUGCCAGUUGUGUGACCGCACCCCGCCGGAGCCGGCCGCCACGCUCUGCGAGCAGUGCGACGUGCUGUACUGUGCUGCCUGCCAGCUCAAGUGCCAUCCAUCCCGGGGACCCUUCGCUAAGCAUCGCCUGGUGCAGCCGCCACCGCCUCCUGCCCCCGCCGAGGCUCCCUCGGCGUCCCCUGGCACGGCCCAGGGCGCCCCCAGCGGAGGCGGUGGCUGCAGGAGCCCCGGGGGCGCAGCGGCAGGGGGCAGUACAACCCGGAAGUUCCCCACGUGUCCCGAACACGAAAUGGAGAACUACAGUAUGUACUGUGUGAGCUGCCGAACCCCAGUGUGUUACCUGUGCCUGGAAGAGGGCCGGCACGGCAAGCACGAGGUGAAGCCCCUGGGGGCCAUGUGGAAACAGCACAAGGCACAACUAUCUCAGGCCUUAAAUGGAGUUUCAGAUAAGGCAAAAGAAGCUAAGGAGUUUCUCGUUCAGCUCAAGAACAUCCUGCAGCAGAUCCAGGAAAAUGGCCUGGACUAUGAAGCCUGCUUGGUGGCUCAGUGCGACGCUCUGGUUGAUGCUUUGACCCGGCAGAAAGCCAAGCUUCUCACCAAGGUGACUAAAGAGAGAGAGCACAAAAUGAAGAUGGUUUGGGACCAGAUCAAUCACUGCACAUUGAAGCUGCGCCAGUCCACAGGGCUGAUGGAGUACUGCCUGGAGGUGAUCAAGGAGAAUGAUGCCUCUGGGUUCCUACAGAUCUCAGAUGCUCUGAUCAAGCGUGUGCAGGUGUCUCAGGAACAGUGGGUCAAAGGAGCCCUGGAGCCCAAAGUGUCUGCAGAGUUCGACCUGACCUUGGACAGUGAGCCGCUGCUGCAGGCCAUCCACCAGCUGGACUUCAUUCAGAUGAAAUGUAGGGUGCCGCCCGUCCCCCUGCUGCAGCUCGAGAAGUGCUGCACCCGCAACAACAGUGUCACCCUGGCCUGGAGGAUGCCACCCUUCACCCACAGCCCUGUGGAUGGCUACAUCCUGGAGCUGGAUGACGGCGAUGGGGGCCAGUUCCGGGAAGUGUACGUUGGCAAGGAGACCCUGUGUACAAUUGAUGGUCUUCACUUCAACAGCACCUACAAUGCCAGGGUCAAAGCUUUCAACUCCUCUGGCGUUGGGCCUUACAGCAAAACUGUUGUCCUGCAGACAUCCGAUGUGGCCUGGUUCACAUUUGACCCCAACUCUGGGCACCGGGACAUCAUUUUAUCCAAUGACAACCAGACAGCCACCUGUAGCAGCUAUGAUGAUCGAGUGGUGCUAGGCACAGCUGCCUUCUCCAAGGGCGUGCACUACUGGGAGCUGCACGUGGACCGGUAUGACAACCACCCCGAUCCUGCCUUCGGAGUAGCCAGGGCCAGCGUGGUCAAGGACAUGAUGCUGGGCAAGGACGACAAGGCCUGGGCCAUGUACGUGGACAACAACCGCAGCUGGUUCAUGCACUGCAACUCCCACACGAACAGGACAGAAGGUGGUGUGUGCAAGGGGGCCACCGUUGGCGUGCUGCUGGACCUGAAUAAGCACACCCUGACCUUCUUUAUCAAUGGGCAGCAGCAGGGCCCCACAGCCUUCAGCCAUGUGGACGGUGUCUUCAUGCCAGCCCUCAGCCUCAAUCGCAAUGUGCAGGUCACCCUGCACACAGGAUUGGAAGUGCCAACAAACCUGGGGCGGCCAAAGCUGUCAGGCAAUUAGCCUCCCAGCUCCAGUUCUCCAGCCAGGCUUGUGAGCCCUGCUAUCCUCACUAAGCUCAAAUCACCCACGAGGGCAGGACGAGUGAGUCCUGGAUGCAACCCAGUAGUCACUGAACGUCAUAGAAACACAUUUUCUUUGGGGCACAGGGAAUAGGUUGGCAGGCUGUGCCUGUGGCUGCCACUAUCAAGUCCUAACCGUGGGUGUGUGUUUCACCUUCAUUCCACCUGGAUGUUACAAAUACUCAUAAAGAAGCACCUUUCUCAAGAAAGUGGGGAAUCACUUGGGUUUUAGGUUCAUGUUUCCUGCCAUCCAAGUUUCUGAAGCUUGUCUUUCUUUGGAGGCAGAAAGGAAGCUAGACUUUGAGAUGGGCAUCCUGAGAGCAGGAGUCAGGGAGCUGUGUGCAACCCCGCCCCUGAGUGCUAGACCCUUGCAGAUAUGCCCUUCCUCCUGGAGAGUCCCGCAGUUGCAGGUUCUGCUCUUUGCUAAGAAGAGGUAUCUUUUAGUUUUUCUGUCCUGGUGUCUUUAGUAAGAUGUGCCUGCCACUUAUAGAUUUGAUUUGGAAUUGUUAGAAUGGGACAUUAAUCACUCAUGCUUGAUUGUUGUUUCUCUCAUUGAACUAUUGAGAACUUUUUAAAAAUGGCUUUCUUAGGGGCUUUUAUUAAUCAAUCAACUGUUCACUGUCUCCCCUCCCUCUUCUCUCUCUCUCUCUCUCUCUCUCUCUCUCACACACACACACACACACACACACACACACACACAUAUGGGGAUGUGUGAAAGUCUGCUAAAA
Molecule: messenger RNA, 4039 nt
Organism: Oryctolagus cuniculus (rabbit)
Lineage: Eukaryota; Metazoa; Chordata; Mammalia; Lagomorpha; Leporidae
Gene: TRIM67
Product: tripartite motif containing 67
Cellular component (GO): cytoplasm
Molecular function (GO): protein binding; zinc ion binding
Source: RefSeq, a predicted model, not a curated record